This is a messenger RNA of Didymodactylos carnosus, 2952 nucleotides long. Lineage: Eukaryota; Metazoa; Rotifera; Eurotatoria; Philodinida; Philodinidae. The record is from the annotation of a GenBank genome assembly.
AUGUCGUACAUUAAUAUACAAGAGACCGAUAACAUGUUAAAUAUUGCAAACGAAACAUUAAUCAACAGUGGUCCAACAAAAUCUGUCCUUAUUGCUUUCGAGAUAGGUAGAAUAUUAACGUUUUUAUGUUGUAUAUUUGGAAUAUUUGGUAAUUCAGCUGUAAUUAUUGUCAUAUUCAGUUCAUCAUUUUGUCAUCUAGCAUACGGUAUACUCAUUAUUUUUAUUGCCAUAUUUGAUAUACUACGAUUAUUAUCAUCGGUUUAUUAUUAUCUUAUUCAUGCCCAUAUUAUCACACUUAAUCUCUCUACGAUUACUCUCUAUAUAUCAUGUUAUCGUUACACAAAAAUUGUAACAAAUUGGCUAAAAUUAAUAUUAGCUAUUGAGCGAGUUUUUGCAAUUAGAUAUUGGAGUCAACAUCGAUUGAAUGGGAUAAAAACAGCAGGUAUAAAACAACGAAAAAUAUUGGUAUUGGUAAUUGUAUUGGUACUGAUCUUAGGUUUAGUUAGUCAACAUCCAAAUUUUAUUCCAUUUCGUUUUAUAAGUACAGAAAUUGAUUCAGAACGUCUAACUAUUGUCAAUAAAAUAAAUUUAAAUUUUUAUUAUGGUAAUCAAGUUUUUGACGCUAAAUUAUUCGCAAUUAUCUCUUAUAUAUUACUAGAUGAUGUAAUUCCGAUUUUAAUGUUAUUCAUAUUCAAUUUUGUCUUGUUAUAUGUUCUAAAACAUUUACCACCACGAACGAGUAAUAAAAUUCGUGAAUCAGUUUGGAUUUUAACAUUUUUAACAAUAUUUUCAGUAUUUCUCAUUCCACGAUCAUUUAUAGUUGUAUUUAAUUUGUAUGCUGAUCCCAAAUAUGUGGAUGAUACUCGUUUAGCUGUUAUUUUUCAUACUGUUUCUGGUCUGGAAAUGAUGAAUCACACUAUUACAGCUUUAAGAAUGGUGAAGAGUAGUACUCUUCUGAAAAUUGCAUCUGGUGUCACGCUUAGCAUUGUAUUCUUUAUUGCUGGCAUUCUAAUUGGUCGAUUUGCCAUUCCACGACAUUCUCUUGCACAACAACAACAAAGUAACUCAUUAAAUAAUAAAGUAGUUAACGAUGAUGCAGUAUUAAAUAUAAAAAAUUUGACAAAAAAAUUUCUCGAUCUUGUUGAUACAAAUGAAAUAAUGAAAAAUCUUCAGCAAUUAUCACAGCGUACUCAUUUAGCUGGCACUUCUGAUGAUAGCGAAGAAGCUCUUUCCAUUGCACAACAAUGGAAAGAUUAUGGACUUGAUGUAACAAUUCAUCCGUAUCAAGUUUUAUUAUCUUAUCCAGAUUCUACCGUGCCAAACAGAGUAUCAGUUUUGGAUACAAACGGUAGAAUCAUUUAUCAAACGAAUGGCUCGGAGUCAACUUAUGCGGAAGAUGGAAAUCUUCCAUUCGAUCGAAUUGUGAAACCAUUCCUUGCCUAUACGCCGGAUGGGAUCGUUCAGUCGAGAAAAUUAUUCUAUUUAAAUUAUUGUACAUUAACUGAUUUUAAAACAUUUGAAACUGUUGCCAAUAUUGCUGAAUUAAUUGGCAAUAUAAUUAUUUGUCGAUUCGGUAGAAUCUAUCGUGGAAAUAAAGUUAGUUAUUGGCUUAUCAUGUUAGCACAAAAACACGGUGUAAUCGGUGUGAUUUUAUAUAAUGAUCCAGCGGACUUUGCAUCAUCCGGCAUUUCUCCGGACAAAACAUAUCCAAAUUCAUACUUCUUGCCAGAUAUGGGCAUGCAACGUGGGUCAACUUUAAGUGGAUCAGGUGAUCCACUGACUAAAAACUAUCCAUCUACUGAUUACAUGUAUAGAAAUCCAAUAACGAACAACACAUAUUUACCAAAAAUAGUGGCACAACAAAUUGGGUAUCGAGAAGCAAGAGAACUUUUUUUGUUAAUGACCGGAGGCAAAGUAAAUUCAUCAUGGACAGGAGCACUUUCAAAUGUUGAUUAUGUUUAUGGUGGUGUUGUAAAAAAUAGUUUAACAAUACAAAUAUCGACAUACAAUAAACUUCAAACACGCACAGUAAAUAAUGUGAUCGGUACCAUAACAGGAAAUAUUGAGCCUGAUCGUUACAUUGUAAUUGGCAGUCAUUUUGAUUCAUGGACAUUGGGAAGUAUUGAUAAUGAUGGAAGUAUGGCAGUUUUAUUGGAACUAUCGCGUGUUUUUCAAUUACUAAUCAAAUCAGGUUGGAAGCCACGACGUUCUGUCAUAUUUUGUGCAUGGGCCGCAGAGGAAUAUGGUAUCGUUGGAUCAAUGGAAUGGGUUGAAGAAAUAUUUAUUGGUUUACUCAUAGGUGGUUAUGUGUUGCUCAUGGAAAUGUCUCCACUAUUAUAUGAUGUUGUUGUUGAAACAGCUAAAAAUGUAAAAUCAGCUUAUGGAAAUGAAACAAUCUAUCAGGAAUGGGUACAAAUUGCUGGUAGUGCUAAUAAUAUCCAACAAUUCUUUACGAUGGGUCUAGGUGCAACAAGCGAUUUUAACGGUUUUAAUCAAAUAGUUGGUUCUUCAAAUCUCGCAAUGAGUUAUGCACACGACAAAGAUUACGCAAAGAAUAUAGCAUCAUAUCCACUGUAUCAUACACAAUAUGAGACAUUUCGUCUGGUUAAAAACUUUAUAGAUCAAACGUUUGAGGCACAUCAAUCUGUUGCUCGAAUGUAUGGAUUGUUAGCUAUCAUUAAUACUCGAAUGGCUAGUGAUCAAUUGUUACAAUUAGAACGUGCAUUUAUUAAUCCAUUAGGCAAUGACUUAGAAAAUCCCGAUUUAAAACAUACUGUAUUUGCACCAAGUAGAAACAAUAGAUAUAAUGCAGCCGGUUUUCCAACUAUUACCGAUGCCAUUGAUGACAAUGAUAUUAGUAAUACUCAACGGCAAAUAGCUUAUGUAACAUACUUUAUACGAUCAGCUAUAACAGUAUUACAACAACCACAAACAAAAUUCAGAGUUAAUUAA